CCGUUACGACGUGCGAAAUAUGAUCGUUGUUGUUGUUGUAGUUGUGCAUGUUUAGUUAGCCUAGCAUGUUUGGUUAGUAAGAUAACGUGAAAUAACGUCAGUUAUACAUCAAUGAAACCGUUGGACUCAGACGAGGAGGAACCGGAGCAGCUGGGUGCUUACCUGAAAGAACUGAGACAGCGAGCCAACCAGAAUAUCCAGCAGCUGAGCAGUGCUCUGGAGCAAGAGGUGGAGGAGGUCAGAGGCAGUGAUGGCAGCCUAUUCUCUGCCAUGGCAGAAGAGGACAAGGCAGUAUGGAGCCAAAAGACACAGAGCGAAGCAGUUAAUCAACUGAAGAGCCUUCUACUGAAGCAGUGCAGAGAAAUUCCUGCUCCUCUCUCUCCUUCAAAGACACAGUCUCCACCCAAGAGAGGCCAACAUGAAGGAAGGACCAGUUUGCCUGCCUUUCAGGAUUUGGUCCCAAUGAUUCACAACCAAUCAGAGUACAUUCAACACCUGGAGGCUGAGGUCAAUCUCUGCAAGGAAGAGCUGCAGGGGAUGAAACAGCGAAUCAGAGUGGUGGUUGUGGAGAAUGAGAAGCUGCAAUCUGAGCUGAAAUCCAAAGCUGUGGAUGAAUCUCUGAAAGAGUACACGAUCCGCAACUCCAUGGUUAAUGAGAGUAUGGCAGCCAACGGCCACAUAACCUCAAAUAUAGGCCACAGCGUGCUGCAGAGAGCAGAACACUCCACAUGGAAAAAUGAACUGGAACAAUUGAAAGUUAUCUACCAGGCCCAGGUUGAAAGCUUGGAGGCCCAGGUCAUCUCCCUAAGGAAGGAUCUGUCAGUCAGUCACAAGGAGUGUGAAGAUGUGAAGGUUCGUCUGAGACACAGGGAGAAGCAGGCUGUGGAUGCACUGAGGGCUGAUGGGGCUCCCCGUGUGGCAGGAUUGUGUCUAAAGUGUGCACAGCAUGAAGCUGUGUUGGCUGGGACUCACACAAAUCUGCAUGUCCAGGCUAUUGACAGGCUCACAAAAGAGCGUGAUGAGUUACUGGUGGCUCUGCGUGCUGUGAGGGCUAGUCAGCAGGAGGCGCAACAGAGGGAGUGGUCUGCCUGUCUCCAGGUCAAACAGGCCGUGGAGAUGGCGGAAGAAGCAAAUCUGCACAAAGCUAGGGUGGAGGUGCAGUGUGAGCAGUUGUCCAGGGAGCUGAUUCGACAGAGGGAACAGCUGGAACGAGAAGCACAGGCCUUGCAGGAGAGACUGGCAGAGGCCAGAGAAGAGGGCCGUGCUGAGGCCCGCAAACAGAAAGACGAGCUGGCACAUACAGUGUCCAGCCUCUCACAGCGUGUUGCUGAGUUGGAAGGGCAACUAGACAGAGCUCACAGAGACAAGACCUCCCUGACCAAUCAGCUGGAAGACACUCUUCGCAAACUCACCAAUCAGGAACAAGACAAUACCAAGGUGAGUGUGGAGCUCCGAUAUCAACUCAGCCAGGCCCAAUUGAAGAAAGAUGAGGCAGAGAGAGAGCUCCGAGAGCUCAACACUAAGACCAACAGACAGAUGGAAAAAGCUGCCCAGGAAGUGGAAAGGCUGAGCUCAGAGCUGGUUGGCUGUCGGCAGCAUCUGGAGGCGGUCCAAAAGGAUGGGAGCCAAUGGCAGGCCGAAGCCCUGAGCCUAGCAGAACAGCUGGCAAAUGCCCAGCGCCAACUGCACCUCACCAGACAGGAUAGAGAGAGCGCAGAACGGGCUCACGAGGAGGAAAUGACAUCUGCAACCCUCUCAGCACGGGAAAGGGAGAGAGAGCUGACUGUGUUGUUGGAGCAAACAGAGGCGCAACACCAGCAGAGAGUUGGAGAGCUGGAUGGUCUGCUGAGUUCCCAGAAUUCCCUGAUUAGGAAGCUGAAGGAGGAAUGCUGCAAACUGGCGGCCAAACUAGAAGAGCUGACAGAGAACAGCAGGAGUGAACUAGAGCAGGUGGCCCUGGAGAAGCAACACCUAGAGGAGACGGUGAAGAGUCUGAGAGCUCGCUGCUCUGACAUGGAGGAACAGUGUGUCCAGCAUGGUCGAAUGCACCAGCGCAUGAAGGACAGGCUCCCUUCCUGAACAUCUGAUGUCACAACAGACACGUGCAGCCAUUCCUGUAAGUACCAAACUACUGGAACCAGCCCCGUGGAACACCCAGCAGAUCAAUGCCCAGCUCCUCAACAAAAGACUCACCCUGAAACAUCACUAUAACAAGUCCAAGUCGUCCAAUCCAACGGGAGAACAUACAGGAGGAAUCACUGCCACAUCCUCCCUGUUGCAGAGCCGCCACCACCACAGCUCCAUGGACAUUAUGAACAUUUAAAAUAACGUGCUGAAAAAGAAAUGCUCUGUUCCAUCCCCAAGCCUGUCAGUAUAUGUUCAUAUUAUAGGUGUAAAUAAAAAAGAUAGACAUGUACGCUGUAUGUGUAAAAUUAAUAAUAUAAAAUAAGAUCCAGCUCCAACCACAUCAUUGAAUUCACUGACGACAUGUGGGUCUUGUCACGAAUGACAAUGAAGCACACUACAGAGGGGAAGUGGGGAAACUGGACAUGUGGUGCAGCAACAGCAACCUCUCCUUGAAUGUGGAGAAGACGAAGGAGAUGGUAGUUGACUUCAGGAAAAGUCGCAGUGUGCAUGCCUCGCUAACCAUCAACGGCACUGCUGUAGAAAAAGUGAGCAGUACUAAGUUUUUGGGGGUGCGCAUCACUGAUGACCUGACCUGGUCCAUCAACACCACAGCCCUCACCGAAAAACCCCAGCAAGGCCUCUACUUCCUUAGGAGACGCAGAUUUCCCCUCAUCCAUUGUAAACACUUUCUACAGUGGAACCAUCGAAAGUAUCCUGACACACGACAUCACCAUCACCAGGAACUGCACAGCUGCUGAGCAGAAGCUCCUGCAAAGAAUAGUGAGAGCGGCAGAGAAGAUCUGAGGUGUCUCUCUCCUCAGUGGUAAACAUCUACACAGACCGGUGUGUCAGGAAGGCCACCAACAUACUCUCCGACCCCUCCCACCACCUCUUUGCACUCUUGCCAUCUGGAAGGAGGCUCCAGAGCAUCCAUGCAUUAUCCACCAGACUGUGUAAUAGCUUUUUUCCACAAGCCAUCAGAACUAUGAAAUCCCUAAAAAUACUACCCCCAAUCCCUGCCUCCAAGUGUCCACUUGACUUGACUGUUUAUUAAGGACAUCUGUUUGCAUUGGCACCUUUUUAUGUUAAGCUGCUCUUACAAAAGCUUUUUAAUUAUGUCACACGUAUAUUGUGUCCUGUAUAUGAUGUGUCUUUUGUUGUUUUUAAAUGUGACAUGCAACCUGAUCUACGAAGUAUGAUACUGCACUUCCAUGUAUGCUGAAAUGCAAUGUGAGAAAUAAAUCUGAUUCUAAAAAGACAUUAAAAAAAAUCAUAUACAAACAUAUAGAAUGGGCAGGUAUUUAAUAUAUGUUAUAAACUUGUGUCUUCAUAUAUCCAGAGUAUGUGUCAUUUAAUAUGUCUUCUAUAUAUGGUUACAUCACUCUUGAUACAGGGACAUGUACGUCAUAUA
Molecule: messenger RNA, 3538 nt
Organism: Seriola aureovittata
Lineage: Eukaryota; Metazoa; Chordata; Actinopteri; Carangiformes; Carangidae
Gene: sdccag8
Product: SHH signaling and ciliogenesis regulator sdccag8
Exons: 17
Coding region: 112-2079 (655 amino acids)
Biological process (GO): centrosome cycle; establishment of cell polarity; neuron migration
Cellular component (GO): centrosome; centriole
Source: RefSeq, a predicted model, not a curated record